AUGGCUACCGGAUGCAAGAACGCAUCAACCAGCAUUCCGGGCCCAAUGGCGGAUCCUCGGUUGAAUCGAUCAACAACACGGGAAAGUCGGUCUACUUCUAAAGUAGUUGGUAUAUACGGAGUUCCCGGCUCCGGCAAGACUUUUCUGUUAGACCAGCUGAAGCAAGAACUCGGGCAAGAUCAUUUCGAGUUCUACGAAGGCUCCAACAUGAUUGCCAAUCUUGUUCCUGGCGGUCUCGGCGCAUUCCAGAAACUAGACGAGCAAGAGAAGCUGCAUUGGCGCCAGCUUGCCAUCAACACAAUUGGAAAGCAAUGCGCCGACAGCGGACGGGUUGCAGUCGUCGCAGGACAUUUCAUGUUCUGGCCCAAGGAGGAGGGAGCUGGACAACCAGUGUGCACUCCAGCUGACCUAGACAUCUUCACACACAUCCUGUACUUGGACGUUCCUCCCGAACUCAUAGCACAACGUGUUCUGGACGACACGGAAAGAAGUCGUGCGCUUCCAUCCAUCAACCAUUUACACAAGUGGCAGCAGACCGAACAGACCCAGCUGCGCCACCUCUGCCGCCAUCAUGGGAUUUUGUUCUCCCUCGUUUUUCCGCACCCGACCUUGCUGGAAAAAGUCUCGACGCUGCUACGCGAUUUUCGGCAUCAUACCGAGGAAUACAACCUGGCUUGCGCCGAGAGCAGGAUUGACGAGGUCCUCGUCGCCGGCGGGGGACAGCUGGAGACGGUGUUGGUCAUGGAUGCCGACAGGACGUUGGUGGCAAAGGACACUGGUGCGUUGUUCUGGAAGACGGUCUCCAACUCUCGGCGGUCGAGGGACGAGGAAUGUCCGCUGAAGACGUUGUUCAGCGGCCCACUGGGUUACUCGUACACUGCUUUUCGCCAGGCCGCUUUGCUGUAUGAAGAAGCGGUCAUGGACGAAGAGUUUAAUGUCCUUUGCGAUGAAGUAGCAUCGACGAUGACUAUUCAUCCCGAGUUUGUGUCGCUGUUGCGACUAGCAGAGGAGCGAGAGCAUGUUGUCGCGGUGGUUGUUACCUGUGGCAUACGUCACGUCUGGGACAAAGUUUUGGAGAGGGAAGGUCUAUCCAAGACGGUAAAAGUCAUCGGUGGAGGACGUGUCGCAGACGGGUUCGUUGUUACUGCUGCAGUGAAAGCCGCCGUGGUCGCCCGUUUGAGAGACAUCCACCACAUGCACGUUUGGGCGUUUGGAGACAGUGUGCUGGACUUGCCAAUGCUGAGCAAGGCAGAUCAAGCUAUUGUUGUGGUUGGCGAGGAGGAGACUAGGAGCAAGACUAUGGACGAGGCAUUACUAAACGCCAUCGACAAUGACGGUCUUCGAGCACGACAAACUUUGAUACCUGGUAAUGUGCCCCCACGUCUGGACACAACUAAACUUCCACUAGUCCAGCUCGCCGACCCUAAGUUUAUCGAUUCUCUUAUCCACCAGCGUACUCGACAUCCUCUCCAAGUACUCCACGCAACAGACAGGGGCGCUGCUAGGCUGCUCAUGACGCCGAUGCGCGAUGCAACGGUUGCCGGCCCGGCCCUGCGGGAAGCCCAUCGCCGUGUCGGAUGGUAUCUGGCCACUGAGUUCUUGACGGAAAUGAUUGGGUUGGAGGAAUAUCAAAUUCCGCAUGUACAGGGCCACCCGACCACUGGCUAUCGGCUUUGCCGCGAGGAGAAUACAUCGAUUGUGGCGCUGAUGCGCGGUGGAGAAGCUAUGGCUCUCGGCGUCAAUGACGCCUUCCCGCGCGCGAUGUUUGUCCACGCAAAACGCCCCGAGGACAUUGAGCCCAAUCACCUGCGGCAGCACACCGUCGUGCUGGUCGAUUCAGUGGUGAACAGUGGCAAGACGGUAGUGAACUUCGUGAAACAUAUCCGAAGUCUGCAUGCCACUAUUCGAAUUGUAGUUGUUGCCGGCGUCCUCCAGGCUCAGUCAGUUUCCGAGGGCAGUCCUGCACAUGCACUCGCCCGUCAUGCGGAUUUCAGUCUUGUUGCACUCCGCCUCUCUGACAACAAGUUCACUGGCAGAGGAACCACAGACACUGGCAACCGCCUAUUUAACACGACACAUCUUCCCUGA
Tuber melanosporum (Perigord truffle) is the source of this 2088-nucleotide messenger RNA. RefSeq lists its product as uncharacterized. Gene Ontology annotation, molecular function: magnesium ion binding. The record is from RefSeq and is a predicted model, not a curated record. Gene Ontology annotation, cellular component: cytoplasm. Gene Ontology annotation, biological process: L-serine biosynthetic process; dephosphorylation. Bases 1 to 2088 code for a protein of 695 amino acids. Lineage: Eukaryota; Fungi; Ascomycota; Pezizomycetes; Pezizales; Tuberaceae. The transcript has a single exon.